Fusarium verticillioides 7600 is the source of this 771-nucleotide messenger RNA. RefSeq lists its product as hypothetical. The record is from RefSeq and is a predicted model, not a curated record. Bases 1 to 606 code for a protein of 201 amino acids. NCBI's taxonomy places the organism in Eukaryota, Fungi, Ascomycota, Sordariomycetes, Hypocreales, Nectriaceae. The transcript has 2 exons.
AUGUUUCCAGUCCAGCAAGCAUUCCCUGACCAGCUGUCUUCCAAUAUGGAUUAUCACGCUUUAUUACAUACCCAAAUUUACGACUACUUCCUCUCAGCUGGCAUGUACAGCUGUGGACAGGCACUUCUUAACUCCGAUUAUAACCUGCGACACCGGGCCAUGCAUGCUGCGGCUCAGCGAUGCACUACCGAGCCGCGUAUUGCCACACCCUCCCUAUUAUACUCGGGUUUUGGGAGCUCAUACUCGUCACCACGCGAGGAACCAUAUCCCACAGAGCAGGAGCAUCUAUCAAGAGCACAAACUGAGCCUGCCCUUCUAUACCAGUGGUUCUGUACUUUUUGGGAUACCCUAAAUUCCACUCAAGCCCAAUCUACUGGUGUUACGGUGCAACACUGGUCAAGCUAUCCACCAGAUCUACCGACACAUCCUCUCGAGACUGAGCCAAUGAUAUGCCAAGACCUCUUUAGUCUCCCGUCGUUCAGAUAUUAUCAAGUCUUUGCCUUCGGAAGUGGACAGCUUCGAAUUACAUUGCGCCAGCUGGGCACCAAAUUCCCCGCAGAGCGAUACCGCAUCGAUAUCGUCGAGAAAAAGAAAGACAAAUACUAAGGGAUUAUCGUCUUUUCAAAAGGCUCUGGGGGAGUUGAUACAGCAUAACGAGGGCAUAGUGAAAGGCCUGCGGCCACAGGUGAAGGAAGAUACCACGAAGCGUGGUUCGAAGCGGCCUCAACCUUAGACUUGGGAGAUAGCCAAUAAACAAAUCUAGAAUAACAG